This is a messenger RNA of Mus pahari (shrew mouse), 8350 nucleotides long. RefSeq names its product erythrocyte membrane protein band 4.1 like 1 (gene Epb41l1). The record is from RefSeq and is a predicted model, not a curated record. Gene Ontology annotation, biological process: cortical actin cytoskeleton organization. The transcript is spliced from 26 exons. Gene Ontology annotation, cellular component: cytoskeleton; plasma membrane. NCBI's taxonomy places the organism in Eukaryota, Metazoa, Chordata, Mammalia, Rodentia, Muridae. Bases 304 to 5007 code for a protein of 1567 amino acids. Gene Ontology annotation, molecular function: structural molecule activity; actin binding.
GAACGAGCGAACGAGCGAGCGAGAGAGCGGGGCAUUUCUGCGCAGCUCCGGAGCGUCUUGGAGCCUGCCUGGGCGGCCACUGGACGAGGGGACAGAGAGACAGACAGACAGAGGGCUCCCGGAAGCCGCGCCGCCGCCGCCAGGUUAGCAGGGCGCGGAGACCGAGCAGGCUGUCGCUACGUCCCGAGCUCGCGUGCUGGAGGACGUGCGUGGCCGGAGCUACGAUUCGUGUCUUUGAGGGUGCCCGGCUGAGGACGUCCUCCCCAGGGAGCCAGUGUGCCAAGGAGGGGCGUGCUGGUCACCAUGACAACAGAGACAGGCCCAGAUUCUGAGGUGAAGAAGGCUCAGGAGGAGACUCCACAGCAGCCUGAGGCUGCCGCAGCUGUGACCACCCCAGUGACCCCCGCGGGCCACAGCCACCCAGAGACCAAUUCCAAUGAGAAGCAUCUGACCCAGCAGGAUACGAGGCCUGCUGAACAGAGCCUGGAUAUGGAGGAUAAGGAUUACAGUGAGGCCGAUGGCCUGUCGGAGAGGACCACGCCCAGUAAGGCCCAGAAAUCACCCCAGAAGAUUGCCAAGAAGUUCAAGAGUGCCAUCUGCCGUGUCACCCUGCUCGACGCUUCUGAGUACGAGUGUGAAGUGGAGAAGCACGGCCGGGGCCAGGUGCUGUUUGACCUGGUCUGUGAGCACCUUAACCUCCUGGAGAAGGACUACUUCGGUCUGACCUUCUGUGACGCUGACAGCCAGAAGAAUUGGCUGGACCCCUCCAAGGAAAUCAAGAAGCAGAUCCGGAGCAGCCCCUGGAACUUCGCCUUCACAGUCAAGUUCUACCCUCCUGACCCAGCUCAGCUGACAGAAGACAUCACAAGGUAUUACCUGUGCCUGCAGCUGAGGGCAGACAUUAUCACAGGCCGCCUGCCUUGCUCCUUUGUCACGCACGCCCUGCUGGGCUCCUAUGCCGUGCAGGCUGAACUGGGUGACUAUGACGCUGAGGAACACGUGGGCAACUAUGUCAGCGAGCUCCGCUUCGCCCCAAACCAGACCCGGGAGCUGGAGGAGAGGAUCAUGGAGCUGCACAAGACAUACAGGGGCAUGACCCCGGGAGAGGCAGAGAUCCACUUCCUGGAGAAUGCCAAGAAGCUCUCCAUGUAUGGAGUUGACCUGCAUCACGCUAAGGACUCAGAGGGCAUCGAUAUCAUGCUAGGUGUCUGUGCCAAUGGCCUGCUCAUCUACCGGGACCGCCUGAGAAUCAACCGCUUUGCCUGGCCCAAGAUUCUCAAGAUCUCCUACAAGAGGAGUAACUUCUACAUCAAGAUCCGGCCUGGGGAGUACGAGCAGUUUGAGAGCACCAUCGGCUUCAAGCUCCCUAACCACCGCUCAGCCAAGCGGUUGUGGAAGGUCUGCAUCGAGCACCACACGUUCUUCCGGCUGGUGUCUCCGGAGCCCCCACCCAAGGGCUUUCUGGUGAUGGGCUCCAAGUUCCGGUACAGUGGGAGGACACAAGCCCAGACCCGCCAAGCCAGUGCCCUUAUUGACCGGCCCGCCCCCUUCUUUGAACGUUCUUCCAGCAAACGCUAUACCAUGUCCCGCAGCCUUGAUGGAGCAGAGUUCUCCCGCCCUGCCUCAGUCAGUGAGAAUCACGACGCAGGGCCUGACGGCGACAAGCGGGAAGACGAUGCCGAGUCAGGGGGACGCCGGUCAGAGGCUGAAGAAGGAGAGGUCAGGACGCCCACCAAGAUCAAGGAGCUGAAGCCGGAGCAGGAAACCACGCCAAGACACAAGCAGGAGUUCCUGGACAAGCCAGAGGACGUCUUGUUGAAGCACCAGGCCAGCAUCAAUGAGCUCAAGAGGACCCUGAAGGAACCCAACAGCAAGCUGAUCCACCGGGACCGGGACUGGGAUCGGGAGCGCAGGCUGCCCUCGUCACCUGCCUCCCCAUCCCCCAAGGGCACCCCGGAGAAAGCCAGUGAGGCCCAGAGGAUCCAGGAUACUUCUCAGCAGGACUUGGUACCUGGAACAGCAGCAGGCUGGGAAGUGUUCACUCAGAAAAGCCUCGCAGCGUCUCCUGAGGGCUCAGAGCAUUGGGUAUUUAUAGAAAGAGUGUACACUAGGCCAGAAGACCUUGGCCUCCUCACAGUGCCUGCCACACAACGGGAAGAAAGUGAAUCAAGCCUCACCGAGAUCCUCGCUGAUGGGAGACUCUCCAAGGUAGACAUUCUGGUGGACAAGUUCAAAGUUGAAGUGGCCACAGAAGAAACCGUGAGAGCCCGAAGAACAAGUACUCAGCAGCAAGGGAAAAUGAUUGCAAGUCCAGGAGACUCUGAGACAAUGAGAGAAGAUGCGUGCCUCAAGGGAGGCCCCAGAGAUGCUGCUCGAGCUACAGACAAGCUCAAGAUCAGGAACCACCGAGUCUCAAACGGUCAAACAGAGAGCCAAGUAGAAUUGAGCAAGGGGCUGGAGAGGCCCCAGGCCUGGGGAAGACCGACAGCUGCAGGGGUUGGGCCAGUGCGGGGAGAGGUUCUUUCUCCUGCAUCAGACAAGGGGGGGCUCCAGUCCUUCCUGUUGGAUCCGGCCCAAGCCGAAGCCAGAGCUGACUCGAGCGAUGAGACUGACACCUCCUUCGCAGAGAGGAGCUUCUGUCUGAACUACGGAGAGAAAGACUCUGAGGACCCCCUCCUUGCCCCCUCCUCAGAGGACAGAGAAGAGCACCUGGAUGCCCCUCCUGGAAAUGGGACCUGGCUGGAGCUGGCUGCGGCGCACACAGAGAUCUGGGAGCCAAAGCCCUCAGACCCAAGGGCUUUUGCCCCAGGUUCUAGCCAGAAUAAAGAUGAAGCCCAUAUGGCUUCCUCAGCAGAAGAAGCCCGGUCCCCCAGGGACCGUGAAAGACCUGAUGAUCUGCAGGGAGCAGCUGUCUGUCAGACUCUGGAAGAGGGCUGGGAAAACACACAGCAAGGGCUGGAAGGUGAGUUGGCCUACCCAGUGGCCGGUGUACCUGAAGAUGCGGCCCCCAUGAGUAUAAAUUGGAUGGGAAAGACUGAGAAAAGUCCUCCGGCAAGAUGGAAGAAGAACCCCCCUGGAGGGGGAGGAGGGGUGCACCUGGAUGCCCGAGCCUGUGCCCUUCUGAGGACCAUCCCUCCCUGUGUUAGGAAGCCAGCCAGGCCAGACCAAGCCAGCUUCCUGCCCAAAGAGAAGGGGGCAGUUUCCACUCAUGCAGGAGAACUCGAGACAGAAGACAGGGAGGCAGUCACCCCCCUGCCAGCCUCCUCUGGUCACCCUGAGGGCCUGGCGGCCACUUCUCUGAGCCCAGUCCCUCCUAGGUCAGGGGGGCCUUCGGAGUCCAGGGAUUUCUUUAGAGAUCAGUUCCCCGUGGUUCUCAAGUAUAUCCAUCUCCCUGAAGAGAACCCAGUACACAAGGACCCACAAGGUGAGCGCAAAGCACCUCUAGUUGCCACCAAGAAGCCCAGAGUUGUUCCUGAAGGAACCGGGGGACCUGCCUUCCUGGGGUUUGUGUUCCCUUCAGGGAAGCUGGAGACUUCACUCCAGGAUAGGGACCAAGGGGGUUCCCAGGAAGACAUUAGCAAGACCUCGGUGGCUAACAAAAUUCGGAUAUUUGAGACCCAUGGAGCCGAGCCUUGCCAAGCCAGUCAGGGUGAAGUGAGGACCAUUCCGCAUGAGCCGCUUUCGGAAGCUUCCCCAGGACAGGUGGAGGAGUGCAGUAAGCCUCGGGACUUGGGCUUUGUCCAACUCCAGCCUCCUGGGGACUUGGCCAGCCCCAAAGUUACCCAUUCUUCUGCCAUGCCUCUGGCUUCCCAGCACUGUGAGGAGGGUACCCCAACUACCUCCCACCAGGAAAGAUGCACAGACUCAGAGCUCGUGUCCCCUGACUCAGGCUGUGAAACCACGCUGGAGGAAGCUACUGGCCACAGCAAAGCCGGAGAUGCGGGCGGGGAAGACAAGAGCUCCUUCAGCCGCUUAGCGCCAAACACCCCUGGAAAGGGGGGGCGUCUGAGAUUCGCCAGCCCUCCGGGCCCUCAGAGAGCAGGGCUGAGGGAGGGCUCAGAGGAAAAAGUCAAACCGCCACGCCCACGUGCCCCAGAGAGCGACACGGGAGAUGAGGACCAGGACCAGGAGAGGGACGCCGUAUUCCUGAAGGACAACCACCUGGCCAUUGAGCGCAAGUGCUCCAGCAUUACAGUCAGCUCCACAUCCAGCUUAGAGGCUGAGGUGGACUUCACGGUUAUUGGUGACUACCACGGGGGCGCCUUUGAAGACUUCUCCCGAAGCCUCCCUGAGCUUGAUCGGGAUAAAAGUGACUCUGAGACAGAGGGCCUGGUGUUCGCCCGGGAUCUCAAGGGGCCCUCCAGCCAAGAGGAUGAAUCUGGGGGCCUCGAGGACAGCCCAGAUCGAGGGGCCUGUUCCACUCCAGAAAUGCCCCAGUUUGAGUCUGUGAAAGCAGAAACCAUGACCGUCAGCAGUCUGGCAAUCAGGAAGAAGAUUGAGCCAGAGGCCAUGCUGCAAAGCAGAGUCUCCGCUGCGGACAGCACCCAGGUUGAUGGGGGUGCUCCAGUGGCGAAAGACUUCAUGACAGCCCCCCCCUGCAUCGCCACAGAGACCAUCUCAACCACCAUGGAGAACAGUGUCAAGUCCGGGAAGGGGGCAGCUGCCAUGAUCCCAGGUCCACAGACGGUGGCCACGGAAAUCCGUUCUCUUUCACCGAUCAUCGGGAAAGAUGUCCUCACCAGCACGUACGGCGCCACCGCGGAAACCCUCUCAACCUCUACCACCACCCAUGUCACCAAAACUGUGAAGGGAGGGUUUUCUGAGACAAGGAUCGAGAAGCGAAUCAUCAUUACUGGGGAUGAAGAUGUCGAUCAAGACCAGGCCCUGGCUUUGGCCAUCAAGGAAGCCAAACUACAGCAUCCAGACAUGCUGGUAACCAAAGCUGUUGUCUACAGAGAAACAGACCCAUCCCCAGAGGAGAGAGACAAGAAGCCACAGGAAUCCUGACCUCUGUGAAGAGAUGCUGGCGUGUCUGGUCCAAUCCAAGCCAGAGAACCAUUAAGAAGGGGCCUUCACUCUGGAUUCUCCGACAAUACCAACAUCCCAGCUGCGACGUACUGUCACUGAAGAGAGACUGGGAAGGGAAAGCAUAUAUAUAUAGAUAUAUAGAGAUAUAGAUAUAUAUACAGGAAACACCGCGUCCUUGCACCGCUGCUGGGGCUGGCGGAGCAGUCAGCUGAUGGCCACAACCAACAUCUGCAGCAACCUUCAUUUCCUUUGCAGACGAAUAGAAUUGGUGGGAUUUUUUUUUUCAGGAAAAUGUAUAACAAUCAUAAUCUUUCGCUCCCCAACCCCCUUCUCCUGCAAACUACAAAAGCAGACCGCCAUGAUUGUAGACAUUCCCUUGAACCCCAGCUGCACAGACUCCAGGAUGGACGAGCACCCCGUUUGUUCUCCAGCCUCGGCUGCUCCCUCUAAUGCAAAGGAAGAAAGAAAUAAGAUCAUGGAGCCAAGGAAGAGAAGUCACAGCAGCAAGACACGCACAGUCGACUAUUUGCCAAGAAAGAAUGGAAGUCUCCCCCAUGGAGAGGAGGAGGGGAACGCUCAGUUGUUCCUUUCUGGGUCUUGACACUGGGCUACAAAAUCCCCUCUGUUCUUCUGCCUCCCCACUUCACCCUUGACUUCUACUCAUCCUGUCUUCAUUUUCUGUCUCAGCUCCCCUCUGCCUCUCUCCCUGACCCUCCUGUUCUGUGUCCUGGUCCUGCUGAGGGUCACUGCAGAUAACUCUCAUUGGAAGAAAAAGAAACUACAAGAGCAAACAGAAGCCAUGGGAAGGGAAGUAGACACUGUGUACUUCCGGUUUCUCAUGAUGGAGGUGCAGCUCGUAGGAGAUUCUAUGACUGUGAUUUUAAGUUAUGUAUAUUACAUGUAACAGGAAACAAAUAUUAAAAUAAACUGUGCUGGUAAGUAUGCAGCUGACAUUUCCAAGUUAUAAUUACCUGACUGUGAUUGAUGUAUCCUAAGGUUCCUAGAUCUUGCCAAACUGGCCCAGCCGAGAACACUGGACUCUGGGUGUGGCCAGCUCCCAGUAGGGCUGACAGAUUCAGUGUAGUGAAACUGUGUGUGGUGUUUGUAACUGGGUGAUUGGUGGGGAGAGUGGAGAAGCCCUCCAUGGAGAGGUGAGGGUUCCGGCCAGAAGGGAGCAACACAGAUGUCAUCCCCAAUAUGCCAGGCCAAAAUGCCUUCUUCCCCAGCAGUAGCUGCCAGGGCCUGGUCCGUGCCCAGGACACUGCUGCUGCGGUCCCGUGGCUCAGUCCUCCUACCUCCAGGGGGCUCGCCUUGGUUUUCGGUCCUCUCUCUCUGUUUUCCUAUUACCAGGGUCUUUGUUUGGGUUUGUGCUCGGCCAUGUCUUGCCCUGCUCCUCAGCACCUCAUCACAGGGAGUCCUGUAAAGGGAGGCGGGGUCCUGGCUGAGGUGGAGAACAGCAACUCUAACCUGGUUUUCUGAAAUGCCCAGCCGCUCUUUCCCCUCUGUCUGUCUUGUGAGUCAUCCUCUUCUUCCUAAGCUAAAGGAGCCAUGAUAAAGAGGCCAUGGGCACAGGGAAGGCCACGAUAGGCCCAUGCUGCAUUUCCCAAAGCCUCAGCCAUCCCUAAACCAGAGCAGGCAUGAGGAAGUGAUGCCAUCCAACUCCAUCCGGCUCCAUCCGCAUCAGACCCUGGCUUGCAGGACCUCCGUCAGUCAGUAUCCAAGCUCAGAAAUGGCCUUGAGGUGACAGGAGCCCGUGGAGAAAACGCUGCCACAGGCUGCUAUUUCGGCCUGGCACAGGCAGGCUUCCUCUGGCUUGCUCACAAGGUCUCUCCCUUUCUGAGUGACAGUAUCUCACAGCAGUCCCAUCUCCUUUCUGUCCUACUAAGGCCCUUCAUAUAUUUAGUCAACAAAUGUUUAUGUGUUUCCUGCUUGUGUCAGGCUCUGUUUUCAAGGCAGAAGGAGAGAGGGGACCUAGGAAGCCACUGGACAAGCCUGUCCCUAACCAUAGCUGGCUCUUUUCAGAACACUUCUUCACUCCCUCCACCUGAUGAGACAUUCCCCGGAAAUGUCUCUGGGAGAGCCCAGACUGGGUGUGCUCUUGGCUUGCUUCUUGGUUACUCUUCCGAUGUACACCUUCCUUACUCACAGGUGCUGGCCUGACACAGGGCAAGAAGCUAGCUUCUGCCUCUGUGGCAGCUGAGAUGAGCCAAGCUCUUAGGUGACAGAGCCAGCCAUAUGCCCCGGUGCAGGCUGGUCGGCCUGCCCUGCUCCAGUGGGGCAGCACAUUGUCUCUGCUCCAGGAUCUUUGGCCAUUCUUGAUGGAGAAGCCACAGAACCUCCCUCCUGCUCCUCACGGGCGGCAUGCAAGCUCCCACUGCUUCUCUGAGCCCGGAGCAGGAACGGCUCUAUCCCCUUGGAAUCAGGCUCGGGUCUCACCUACUUUUGCAGGAACUCCCCGGCCUGUACACACAAGACAUACAUACCUCAGAGGGAGCCUCUUUGUACCUGCUCUGAAUGUGGGCUACAGGGCAAGGACGAAACGACCCAGCUUAGCUUGUGGGACGUUAGGGUUUGGGGAGAUACUCCAUGGAUGUCCUGACUGGUUCUUUUUUUUUUUUUUUUUUUUUCCCCCAGAGAGGCAGUCAGUACCCCGCCCAAGGAGGAGGAGACCUGCACAGCUAAAAUCUAGGGCACUGUCUCCUCCCCCUCCUCCACCUCAUAGAGAAUAAGGACGUUGUGUUGUCUGACUUCAGCCUACUUUUUCCUUUUGCUUUUGUGUGUGUGUGUGUCUGUCUCAUCAUCUCUGUGACACCUCGCUCUCCAGGGGGCCAGGUGACAGAGUGACAAGAGCUGCCUAGAGCAGUCAGGGUUCCAGGUGAGCAUCUCGAUGCAGCUCCUAACUCACCGCGUGACACUGGGCUAUCCCAUCCCAUGUAACUCAACGGGCAGGGCAAGCGUUGCAUCCUGAGCCUCCUUCCCACGCUGUGUCUCAUGCGCCUUUGUUUCCCCCAUGUUUGCGUUCUGUGAACCUUUUCCACACGAGGGCAGAGGAAGUGCCAGGACCGGUUCCAGUUUCUGAAUCCUGCAAGCACAUACCAAGACUGGCCUGAAAUUGCAUGAGCAACAUCACUCUAGAUAAUCUAUUUUUUUUUUCCAAAGGCACCUUACCAGCCACCUGCAAUGCUGUCCUGUUCCUUUUCUCCCAGUUCCUUCUCUCCUCUCUCGUCCCCUCGCUUGCCCACCUCAGUGCUCCGUGCUGUAUGCGUGUGCUCUCUGUUCUUGUAUAAUCAAUAAAAGUGAAAUAAAUGUGUUUGAUGCUGAA